UCCGGAAGUAGCGGAAUCUUGCAAAACUGGAAAGGGAGAGAGAGAGGGAGUUUGAAAACACGCGCAAUGAGAGAGCGUGGGUCGACGAAGCUCUCCACCACCAAAACCACCCAACCCACCCAACACGCAAGAUGAAGAAAGCCAACGAAUCCUCGUGAACCCCUAACGCACCCUCCCUACCUUAGCCCCCUUUAGCUCCCACGCCAUCACCAGUCACCCCACCAAAAUUAACCUUCCUUUUUUCUCUCUCCUUACAUUUUCCAUGGCCUCCGAGCAAGACGAUGCCGUUUUUGGACACGACCUCGACGACGACGAUGAGGACUCCUCUCAGUCCCAAGACGAUGGUGACGAUCUUGAGAACGACGAUGUCAUGGUUGAAAACGACGACGUUCUAGCUGACGAGGAAGACGAAGAAGACCUUAACUCUGUCUCUCCUUCUAUCUCCUCUCCUGCUACUGUCCCUGUUGCCGUCCCCUCCGCCUCUGCUGUCACCAUCGCUGUACCCAACGGCGGUGACCCCCCCUCUGCUUCCGUUGAGUCCGCGCCUGACCCCAAGCGUCAACGCGUUGAGACGACAGUGGUUGUCCACCAGCAAGAAGAGAAGAAACCGCAACCGCAGCAAAUGGAUGAAUCGAGGCGGCUGUUUCAACGAUUAUGGACGGACGAAGACGAAAUCGAGCUCCUCCAAGGGUUUCUUGAUUACACAACGCAGCGAGGAGGCAACCACCACGACACUGCCUUGUUCUACGGUCAAAUCAAAUCGAAGCUCCAGCUCGAUUUCAACAAGAACCAGCUGGUUGAGAAAUUACGCCGUUUGAAGAAGAAGUACCGCAAUGUCCUCAACAAAAUAAGCUCAGGUAAGGAGUUUUCUUUCAAGAGUCCUCAUGAUCAGGCCACUUUCGAGAUUUCUCGUAAGAUCUGGAGCUCUACUGGUCAAAUCGGCGUUGUAGAUGGUAAUUUGGAUGAUGAGGAAGGAAACCCUAAUCCUAACCACCAUAAUUUCAAUGACGUUGAAAUUAAAAUUGAGGAUCACAAGUCCACCCCCAGGUCACGUAAACGUUCGCGUUCCCGCUUAUCUGCUCCAGCUCCUUCUGGCGUUAAAGUUGACGAUAAGCGUGUCUCAACUGAGGCUUUCGUGGUUAAUACUGAUAAUACUAAUAUGAACAACAACACUACUACUAGUACUACCACUACUACUAAUAAUAAUAGCAAUCUAAAUGUUACGUUUUUGAUUGAGGAGACGGUUAAGAGUUGCUUGACGCCCUUGUUUAAGGAGCUGUUGAGUAAUGUAAUGGCUGCAGGGCCUUACAAUGGGAGAGGGAUUGGUGGGUUGGCGAUGAAUGCAAUGCCGUUGAGUUUUGGAGGAGGAGAGAUGAUGACAGAUGAUAAAUGGAGGAAGCAGCAGAUAUUGGAGUUGGAGGUAUACUCCAGGAGGUUGGAGUUGGUUCAGGACCAGAUUAGAGCACAAUUGGAGGAGUUGCGGUCUAUGGGUGGAUAGCUGAUGAUGGAUUUUUGGAGUAAGUUUUCAUCUCUCAAACCAGAUUUAUUCUUGGUCAUUGAUGCUCAUUAGGGGAGUAACUGCAUUUUUUUCUGGGAUGGGCCCGUAGGGGGAACUUGGCGGUUAUCUUUGUCUUUAUGUUUAUGAUAUAACAGUUGUUGAAUAAUCAUUUACUAAUUUAUUCAGCAGUGAAUAGUUUGUUCUACCUGUAGUAUGUAGAUAUGGCUUGAUGCAUAGAUUGGAACGACUCUAGAAUAAAGACGGUUUUUAUCUCAAUACAAGCAUUUAUUUAUUCUCA
Molecule: messenger RNA, 1796 nt
Organism: Manihot esculenta (cassava)
Lineage: Eukaryota; Viridiplantae; Streptophyta; Magnoliopsida; Malpighiales; Euphorbiaceae
Product: probable transcription factor At3g04930
Exons: 1
Coding region: 263-1498 (411 amino acids)
Biological process (GO): regulation of DNA-templated transcription
Cellular component (GO): nucleus
Source: RefSeq, a predicted model, not a curated record